AUGGCAGACAAGCCAAGUCGAUCCUUGGUCUUAUUCGGUGAUGGCUUUGCUCGUUUCGUUGAUUCAUCGCACUCCCAUCUUCACUCGCUCGCUUCUCUAUCUUCCUGCGGUCUCUUGAGUCUCCCCAAUUCUCCACCCACAGAAAGCGGGGAUGAGAGGGCAGUUAGAGAAUUUGCAGUGCUCCUGGAUUCAUGCCACACUUAUUCCAAUAUCAAGGGGCAAACCAGUGAUGGUGACAGUCAAGAGGAUCCACCAAAACAAACCUUGUCUAAUAGGUUUAUGGGAAUGAAAGCUGCUAUUUUGACCGACAAUUCAAGCUUGAAGUCUUUUAGUGCCAAAAUUGGAUUUAGUGUUCUUCAAUUGGAUGAGUUAGUGGGAGGUCGUUCUGCUGAGGUUGUGGCCCUUGAGCUGCUCAAGUUGCUUGGCCUUCUAGAAGGGAAGGUGCUAGACAGUGACCAUUUUGAUCUUGUUUUCUUUCACAUUGGAGCUGGUGAACAAAAAGUGGUUGGUGCUGAUGUGGGGUAUAUGAAUGCCUUGGUUGGAGGAAUAAUGAGUCAAGCACGGCUUGGUUCUGAGAUCGGUUCACGUUUGCACUUGUCCGUUGUCAUGAGCUAUGGCAAUGUCUUGGAAGGUGAUGAUUCUAAGUUUCCUGUGUCAAAGAGGGUAGAUGAGAAGAACUCUCAUCUUUCGGUGCUUUAUCCUCUACAAAGUUAUGCUAUGAAAGGAGGGAUUCCUCGAAAGGAUGUAAGGUCCUAUUCUCCCAUGUUAAUUGCUCAAUGGCAAUAUGCUGUGACUCGCAAGGAUAAUUCAGAGAGAUUUUCUUUUCAAGAUUUUAUGGAGCAUGGUGGAAAUCUUACAAUACCGGCAGAUAGGUUCUUGCAUGAGAUAGCCUUUAAGCUUUGGAAAGCUCCCAAGUAUGGAGCCUGA
This is a messenger RNA of Sphenostylis stenocarpa, 927 nucleotides long. Lineage: Eukaryota; Viridiplantae; Streptophyta; Magnoliopsida; Fabales; Fabaceae. The record is from the annotation of a GenBank genome assembly.